Molecule: messenger RNA, 5079 nt
Organism: Pseudomyrmex gracilis
Lineage: Eukaryota; Metazoa; Arthropoda; Insecta; Hymenoptera; Formicidae
Gene: NLG-5
Product: neuroligin-1-like
Exons: 9
Coding region: 1-2592 (863 amino acids)
Biological process (GO): modulation of chemical synaptic transmission; chemical synaptic transmission; postsynaptic membrane assembly
Cellular component (GO): synapse; cell surface; postsynaptic membrane
Molecular function (GO): signaling receptor activity; neurexin family protein binding
Source: RefSeq, a predicted model, not a curated record
AUGCCGUUGCCAUGCCAGCCGGCGACCCGGAGCCGGCCGCUGGUCGCAAGGACCCACAUCAGGCUCAGCCGUCGUUGCUGCUCUUCGCACGUAGGACUCACGCCGUUGCUGCUGCCGCCUCUGAUCGUCUUGCUAAUCCUGACAGGCCGUGGUCACGCGGCUUCAUCUCAGCCUGCGACCCGCUACGCCUCGCGCAUCGUCGAGACGAAAAGCGGACAGAUACGUGGAAUACUCCAGGAAUUGAACAGCCGGCACUUAGAUCCUGUGGAAGUAUUUCGUGGCAUACCUUACGCCGCGCCUCCGGUGGGCGAUUUAAGGUUUCGACCUCCGAUUUCACCAAUACCUUGGAACGGUGUCAAGCUGGCAGACACGUUCGGCGCAGUUUGUCCGCAAAACUAUCCGGAUCUUACCAAUGACACCGCCGCGCUUUUGCAGAUGCCGCCCGGCAGGUAUCAACAGCUCAAGAAGAUGACCGUUUUCUUGGCGAAUCAGAGCGAGGAUUGUCUUUUUCUCAAUCUGUAUAUACCCGGAAGUGGAUCUCGAGGACUGGAGGCGCCGUACGCGGUGAUGGUGUACGUGCACGGUGAAAGUUUCGAGUGGGGAUCGGGUAACUUGUACGACGGAUCGGUUUUGGCGAGCGCCGGCCACGUCAUAGUGAUCACUCUCAACUAUCGUCUUGGCAUUUUAGGGUUCUUGAGGACUCGUCCGUUUCCCGACAGAACGAGCGGAUCCGGUGGGAAUCUGGCUUUAAAGGACAUUACGAUGGGACUACGCUGGGUGCGUGAAAACAUCGGCGCCUUCGGCGGCGAUCCAGAGCGAGUGACUCUAAUGGGCCAUGACACUGGAGCGGCGCUUGUGAAUCUGGUGUUACUCGCGCCUUAUAGCAAAGGAUUAUUUCACCGUGUAGUAUUAUCCAGCGGCUCGGCACUAAGUCCCUGGGCUUCGGUGCACGAUCCGAACGAUCUCCGGACGAAGAUCGGCGAACAGCUGGGAUGCGCGACCGAAGGCGAGGAGGACAUCGCCGACUGUCUUCGAAGAGUGCCGCUUAAGACGCUUAUGAGCGCGCAGCUUCCGGAAAUCAGAUUCGUGCCCCGCAUCGGGCCUGGUCUGCCGGUCGAUCAAAACAAUCCCGAUCCGGGUUUGGACAUGGAGCGUGCGAGCGACGCUUUCAUCAAGGUGCCGUUAAUUCUGGGCGUCUCGACAACCGAAUCAAAUCUCGAUUUCAACGCCAACGACAUACAGUUCGGCUUUGAAGAGGAUCAUCGGAAUCGCAUUCUGCGCACCUUCAUUCGCAACGCUUACGUCUAUCACUUGAACGAGAUCUUCUCGGCGGUGCGAAACGAGUACACGGACUGGGACAAACCGGUGCUCCAUCCCAUCAUAAUAAGAGACUCGACCAUGGAGGCGUUGAGCGAUGGUCACACGGUCGCGCCCCUCAUGAGAAUCGCUUUCUACCACGCUCGACGCGGCGCCAAGACAUAUUUUUAUCACUUCAAUCAUCAGACCAAGGAGAACGGCUAUCUGCAGCGGCUGGGAAGCGUUCGUGGCGAAGACGUACCGUAUAUUUUCGGACUGCCGCUUGUGGCGGGAGGGGCUUUCUUCCCGCGAAAUUAUUCCCGACAAGAUCAGGGCGUUGCGGAAGCUGUCCUCACGUUCUUCACCAAUUUUGCCAAGACCGGCAAUCCGAACGAGCCGCACAAGAUCGAGUCGGUUGACUAUGGUACACCGAAGGAGAAGACGCGAUUCCGCGGUCUCACAUGGGAACAAUAUGAGACUGGUUCUCAGCAGUAUCUCACAAUAGCAUUAAAACCAAAGAUGAAAAGUCACUAUCGUGGCCACAAAAUGGCGGUAUGGCUUAACUUGAUACCACAGCUUCAUCGUCCUGGUGACGAUGACGUUUCCAUGCGGCAUCAUCAUUUUCGGGAACGAGGUGAUCAUUAUUAUGCAGGUCCAGUUCGGGAUGAAUGGUACACGCCACUGCCGCUGACAGGCACAACACGGACCAGCUCUUCCUCCACCACUGCCUGUACCACGUCCACGGGCGAUGACAGUCUCAUCGAGGACAUCACUCCGAUCCUGGAUGAUUCCGAGGACGACGCCGAACUGCUACAGAGAUUGGCAUCUCGUCACUAUUAUAGCACGACUACCGCGCUGGCAAUUACCGUGGGCGUCGGCUGCAUUUUGUUGGUACUAAAUAUGCUGAUUUUCGCCGGAAUUUAUUAUCAACGAGAUCGCGACAAGAAACGCGCUGCCAUGGAAUGCCGACCAAACGGACAGGAAUCCCUGCCGAUGACCACGAGAACGUCCAUGAAGACUACCGACAGUCCACGACCUCAGGAACCACCACCUUCAUACACAACCCUUGCGAGAAGUCCUUCCAUUCAGGAACAACAGUUCGCGCAGUCUCAGGACGGCCAAGACGGCGAGCAGUCAAACAAGAAAGAGCCCAGAUCCGGUCAUGGGACCAGUACUCUUCACAAAGAGUCAAUACCGCCGAAACCGCCCGCUAGAACCACCAGUUCUCUCAGCACCACUGCCGGAAGCACCAAUACCAUCAAAAAACGUGUGCAGAUACAAGAGAUAUCCGUAUAGCAUUAGGGGUUGCCCCCGGAGGGCAACGUGCGAACAAAGCGGGUGACUUUUAUGGACGCAGACAAGGUUACUGCGGAGUCUAGAUUCUGAAUAAUUUUUUUUUGUUCGAGCGUCAGACAAUGCCGACCAAUCGAAAGAACUUUCUCUCGUUUAUUCAUUGCGAUUAUCACAAAUGUGUAACUUUAAAGAUAAUUAGCGGAAAAAAUUCGUAAUGGGUCUUUUACGGUGUCCGUUGUGCGUGCGAAUUGUAGCUUUGGAUAUUCCAAACUGUUAGUAUUGGGAUUACAUGUCUGAUCGUAGUUUUACUAUCGGAAAUCGGCUAUUAAUGUCGACCAUUACUACUUACGGCGCAGGUUCGCGGUACGGCAGGUCAUAAACGAGCUCGCACUACUGGACUGUUAUUACUGGCUGAAUGUUGCUACUCAAGUGACACUGUGACUGGAUUUUUUCCACCGGUAAAAAUGUAAGAUCGCACGUGAUUGUUACUACUAUAUUAGAUACGUGCAAUGUACGUAGUUGCUACUUUUAAGAAAGCGUGAUAUUCUCUGCUGUUUCUAGUAAAAUAUGGUGAUUGAGAGUGUCAAGGUAUACACGAAUCAUAAUUAUGCGAGAACCGUGUUAAAUGUAUGUCCCAGGUGCUCAAAAAAUAUCCUGUGUGUGUGUUCAAGGAAGUUUUGUUAUAACUCACAAAGAUGUCGAUACAUGUAAACGUUUCCUAGUUAUUUAAUUCAUUGGAAUAACUUCGGAGACUUUUUUCAGAGACCGCGGAAAAUAUAUAGGUGGCCUUAAGUAUCAUUGCAGCACGUAAAGGAAACGUGUCGAUAUCUUCGAUGUCAUAAAGAAGGGCGCUUAUCGAAAAAUUAUUGGAAAGCGCGUGUAAUUAAAUUUCACACGAUACAUGGACUCGAGAAUUAUUUCCGCUAAAACGCAAUUACAUAGAUCCGCGUAAUAAUACCGUAUGCGGAUCAAUGUGCGAUCAUUUCCGACGACUCUGAUUUGAGAGAUCGCACACUUGACAACAGUCCGAAUACCGACGUCACUUACACAAAUGCAUACCAUCGUCUCGUUUACUGCUUUGUGAAGCAUCGAUUGGAAGGAAGAGACACUCGACUCGAAACGUGGAUCAAACGAAUCGGACGCAAUAACAUCGUCCGAUAUUCGUGAGUGAAACGACGACAGCGGCGUACAAAAGCUUCGCCCGUAAGUGAAAGUGCACUCUUGUUCCUGCUUUUGUAAGACUAGCUGUUGCGAGCUAUUCGGAACUGCAUUCUUCGAAGCGAGUAAUUCCGAUCUUGUCAAGGACAGCUCAACAGCGAGUUUCAAAGUUUAUUCGGACAGAAAGCGCGAUUCUCUCCAAUUGCGUUACUUGUCGCGCGAAACGUACAAUCGCGUUUGGCAACCGUCUAUAAAACUGUAGAUCGGAUCAACUACGAAUAGUGAGUUGACUCCCCAGAGGGCGGACUCAGAUUCGCUAAGUGUUCUCUAAGUAGUCUUCUCAUAGAGAAUAAUCGAACAGUAAUAAGUAUUGCCGCGAGAUAAAACUCUUGGUCAUAUAAUAAAGGCGCUCGUAAAACACACACUUUUCCUCUACGUUUUUCGAAUGCGAAUCUCGAGACUUCCUCUCACCUUGACAGAUCAUAAAUAUUUUCCAUCUCAAUGAAUCGCUGUAUACGAAUUUAUACAAAUAUUGUUAAAGUACAACAUCAAGAAACAAACAUGAUUAAAUACAUUGAAUUGAGAACUUAAACAUAUAUAUAUAUAUAUCUUUGUAUUUUGUUUUUGUUAUUAAAAAAAUAUACAAUUACAUCUUUUGUCUUUGUAGAUUGUGACGAAAAUGUUUGAUUUCAAGAAUUGUUUGUGUUAAAAUCCAGAUGUAUAAACACAUUGACAAGAGCCUGCUUGUUGAAGAAAAUGACUGAAUAUUCUUCUGAAGCUAAGUUUAUGAACAAUAUUAAAUAGUCAUUCAAAGAUGACCACUUCAAAAGUUGAGAUCGAAUAUCUGCUUAAAAACAUAACAACAAAACAGACAAAGUAAUUUCUCUUAAAGUUAAAGCUGCUGAAACUGUUAUGUAUAGAGUUCUCUCUUCUACGACCAAGUAUCCUAAGAGAUUGUGCUCAUAUUUGCAGAGAUACAUUUUGUCUUUGUAGAAAGUCUUUAAUCUCAAAUUAAUAUUCAUGACAUUGCACCAUCAGACUUCACACGGAUAUUAAGUUUUGAGAGUUAUCUUUGUCGUUGUGUGCUAAAUCGAUUCACGAGAGAAAAUGAGACGCGGUUUUCAAAACAUCAUCACAGUAGCGUCGAACGAAACAAGAAUUCUCUGCACAAUAUUAUAAAAAACAAAAAUCUUUGUUGGAUUUAUAUGAAGAAAUUGCCAAAGAACACCUUGUUUAUAUUUCCUAAAAUUAUAAGAUCAUAAGCCUGAAAGUCACUCGUGAUAUAAUAACAGGUAAAACGCUUAUAAGGACUGAAUUUUCUAACAAUUUUAG